CCCUCCGUCCCGCCCGCGUCCGCUGCAGAGCCGGAGCCCAGUCCUCCGUCCGCCCGGUGUCCCGCCAUGGCUGCGCGCUUGCUCCUCCGCUCCCUGCGCGUCCUGAGCGCCCGUUCCGCGCCACGCCCGCCGCCCUCCGCCCGAUGUUCUCAUUCUGGAGCAGAGGCUCGUCUGGAAACCCCUUCUGCUAAAAAAUUAACUGAUAUUGGAAUCAGAAGAAUCUUUUCCUCGGAGCACGACAUUUUCCGGGAAAGCGUAAGGAAGUUUUUUCAGGAAGAAGUAAUUCCUCACCAUACAGAAUGGGAGAAGGCUGGAGAAGUGAGCAGAGAGCUCUGGGAGAAAGCUGGCAAGCAAGGCCUGCUCGGCGUCAACAUUGCCGAGAAACAUGGCGGUAUCGGUGGAGAUUUCUUUUCCACCGCAGUUACUUGGGAAGAGCAAGCAUACUCAAAUUGCACAGGCCCUGGUUUCAGCCUUCAUUCAGAUAUUGUCAUGCCCUAUAUUGCAAAUUAUGGCACAAAAGAGCAGAUUGAGCGCUUCAUCCCCCAGAUGACAGCAGGCAAGUGCAUCGGUGCCAUAGCGAUGACAGAGCCUGGAGCCGGAAGUGAUUUACAAGGCGUAAGAACAAAUGCCAAGAAGUCUGGGAGUGAUUGGAUUCUCAAUGGAAGCAAGGUGUUCAUCACUAAUGGCUGGUUAAGUGACCUUGUGAUCGUGGUCGCUGUCACCAAUCGCGAAGCUCGGUCGCCUGCCCACGGUAUUAGCCUUUUCUUGGUGGAGAAUGGAAUGAAAGGAUUUAUCAAGGGCCGGAAACUACACAAAAUGGGAAUGAAAGCUCAGGACACGGCAGAACUAUUUUUUGAAGAUGUCCGAUUGCCAGCUAGUGCCCUCCUUGGGGAAGAGAAUAAAGGCUUCUACUACCUCAUGCAAGAGCUCCCACAGGAAAGGCUGUUAAUUGCAGAUUUGGCCAUUUCUGCCUGUGAGUUCAUGUUUGAAGAAACCAGGAACUAUGUUAAGCAAAGGAAAGCUUUUGGGAAAACAGUUGCACACAUACAGACGGUGCAGCAUAAACUAGCAGAAUUAAAGACACACAUAUGUGUAACCAGAGCAUUUGUGGACAGCUGUCUGCAGUUGCAUGAAGCAAAACGUCUGGAUUCUGCCACAGCUUCCAUGGCGAAAUAUUGGGCAUCUGAAUUGCAAAACAGUGUCGCUUAUGACUGUGUCCAACUCCAUGGAGGCUGGGGAUACAUGUGGGAGUACCCAAUUGCAAAGGCUUAUGUGGAUGCUCGGGUUCAGCCAAUCUACGGUGGUACCAACGAAAUAAUGAAAGAGCUGAUCGCAAGACAGAUCGUCAGUGACAGCUAGACAUCUGUUUACACUCUGGAAUCCUAUUAUAUACAGCUAAUCUGGAUUCAAAUCUACUUGAGAUAAAAUGUAACCUGGAAAGGGGGGAAAUAGUAAAGCUGUUUUUAUGUAUGAUUGUUACAGAGGAAGAAAUAAAAUAUAAAGAGUAA
Messenger RNA from Onychomys torridus (southern grasshopper mouse), 1508 nucleotides. It is a transcript of the gene Acadl, whose product is annotated as acyl-CoA dehydrogenase long chain. The transcript has 11 exons. Gene Ontology annotation, cellular component: mitochondrion. Lineage: Eukaryota; Metazoa; Chordata; Mammalia; Rodentia; Cricetidae. The record is from RefSeq and is a predicted model, not a curated record. The coding region runs from base 67 to 1359 and encodes 430 amino acids. Gene Ontology annotation, molecular function: flavin adenine dinucleotide binding; long-chain fatty acyl-CoA dehydrogenase activity. Gene Ontology annotation, biological process: fatty acid beta-oxidation using acyl-CoA dehydrogenase; carnitine metabolic process, CoA-linked; long-chain fatty acid catabolic process.